AUGUCUAGUGCUAAUUCAGUAUCGAGAAAAAUGUCUCGAAAUGAUAGUAAUGAAAAUAUUGAUUCUUCAAAUAAUCAAGAAGUUAUAAGUAAUAACACAAUUAGUGAUAGUGAUGGUAUAAACUCACUUCAUUCAGAUGAUACUAAUACUCAAAUUCAUAAACCUAAAAAUGUUAGAUUUGACGAACCAACAACAUCAAAUCAAAAAAAUAGUGAAACUAAUUCAAUUGCAUCCAUUAAAAAUUUUUUUAGAACUAGAUCAAAUAGUGAUCAAAUCAAUCCACCAUCAAAUGAUGAUAAUUCUUCAAUUAGAAGAAGAAAAAAAAGAAUGAGGAGAUCAAUUCAUCCAGGAAUGAGAAACUUAAGAGAUAUUCAUUCAGAAAAUGAAAGUGAUGAUGAAAAUUUUGUAUCAAAAAUUGUUAAUAGUAUUGCUCAAGGUGGUUUAGCUCCAGGUUUCAUCGAUAAUGAUUUACCAAAAGUUCAAGAUAUUGAAAAUGAUAUUCCAAUGGUUGAUUAUAGAGAAGCCGCCAGAGAAAUUAUUGGCUCACAUUCAAAUCAUAAAUUACCAGAUAUUGAAACUGAUACAGAUAUGGAUGAUGCUUAUAGUGCUUAUACUGACACAACACAUGAGACAAGAUCAACUGAUUCAUCACUAGGUAAGGAAUCAAAUAAAGAUGAUUUUAAUGCACCUGCAAUGAUUCAUUUCGAUGAUAAUAAUGGUCUAGAUUCUGAUUCCGAUGAUGAUGAAGAAUACGAUGCAUUGAUGGGAGAAGAUGGAUAUGUUGCCCCACCUAAAACUGUUAAAGGUGGUGUUUUAGGCUCUUUAUUAAAAAUGUAUCAAAAUGAAGAUUUAAAAGAUAGUAGAUCAACAACGUCAAUCUCAGGAAUUAGUGAUACAACUGAUGCUAUAAUGUCAUCAUCGGAUUUAACAACAAAUGAUUUAAAAUCAGAUGUUGAUACUCAUACACUUGAACAUCCAAAUAAUAAAAAAACAGGAUCCUCAUCAGAAGAACUGUUACCACCAUUAAGUAAAAAAAUGAGUCAAUCAAAGAAAGAUAAGAAUGCAACCAAGAAAAAAAUUAGUGCUAAUAAAUUAAGGAAAAAAUUGAAAAGAAAGAAAGCUUCGUUAGCAAAAAUUACAAUUCAUAUUGCAGAUUUAUUACAAAGACAUAGGUUUAUUUUGAGAAUGUGUAAAGGCUUAAUGUUAUAUGGUGCACCAACCCAUCGUCUUGAAGAAUAUAUGAUCAUGACUUCAAGGGUUCUUGAAGUCGAUGGUCAAUUUUUAUACAUCCCGGGGUGUAUGAUUGUAUCAUUUGGUGAUGCAACUACAAGAACCUCAGAAGUUCAAUUGGUAAGAUGUUCUCAGGGUUUAAAUUUAUGGAAAUUACAUCAAGUUCAUUCAAUUUACAAAAAAGUCCUUAAAGAUGAAAUGGGCGCUGAUGAAGGGAAUAUUCAAAUCGAUAAAGUCAUUUCUGAUCCAAACUUAUAUCCACCUUGGUUACGUGUUUUCUUAUUUGGGUUUUGCUCUUCCAUGGUCACACCUUACGCUUUUGGUGGCCAUUGGGUCAAUCUUGCUGUUACCUUUUUUAUGGGGUCGUGUGUCGGUGCAUUACAAUACGCUUUUGCUCAAAGAUCAAGUGUAUACUCGAACGUUUUUGAAAUUACCGCUUCAAUUGUCGUUAGUUUUUGUGGUAGAGCUUUUGGUUCUAUUCCAAACUCCAACAUCUGUUUUGGUUCAGUCACACAAGGUUCUUUGGCAUUGAUUUUACCAGGUUAUAUCAUUUUAUGUGGUUCAUUAGAAUUACAAAGUAGAAAUCUAGUUGCCGGCUCUGUUAGAAUGUUUUACGCCAUUAUUUAUUCUUUAUUUUUAGGGUUUGGUAUCACUUUAGGUGCGACUUUGUUUGGUUGGAUGUAUAGUGGAGCAUCCAAUGAAACAUCAUGUGGUCAGCCUAUCUCCCCUUGGUAUAGAUUUCUGUUUGUUCCAGCGUUUGUGAUAGGUAACUCAAUGUUAAAUCAAGCAAGAUGGUCUCAAUUACCCGUCAUGGUAACAAUUGCAUGCAUAGGAUAUGUUGUUACAUAUUUUGCAGGAAAACAUUUUGAAAGUUCCACAGAAUUUACCGCCGCAUUGGCAGCUUUUGUCAUUGGUGUCCUCGGAAAUGUAUAUGCCAGAGUUUGGAAAGGGUUAGCUGUAUCUGCAAUGUUACCUGCCAUUUUUUGUCAGGUUCCAUCUGGUGUAGCAUCUCAAAACUCCCUUCUGUCGGGUUUGCAAAGUGCAAAUAAGAUCGUUAACGGUAAUACAACCACUAUAAUUACGGAUAACGAUUUAACAAAAUCAAUGUCUUUUGGUAUUACUAUGAUCGAGGUUAGUAUUGGUAUAUCUGUUGGUUUAUUUGCAUCAACAUUAUUCGUUUAUCCAUUUGGUAAGACUGGGAGUUUAUUCAGUUUAUAA
Molecule: messenger RNA, 2448 nt
Organism: Maudiozyma saulgeensis
Lineage: Eukaryota; Fungi; Ascomycota; Saccharomycetes; Saccharomycetales; Saccharomycetaceae
Source: the annotation of a GenBank genome assembly